UAUAACUUUUUUAUGCUCCAUCUGAUUCCUACCUCAGUCUCUUAUUCCUUAAUCUAGUAGGUAGCCAUGGCCAUGGCCAUAGAUAAUGUCUUCGAGAUCGACUUCUCUUGCUACAGUACCAGUACAACCACCAUUACUACUGCAGAUGACGACCCUGCUUGUACCUGGAAUGACUGGGGUUCCCCGGUUGUUGAUUGGGGCUCGUUAUCGAGCGAGCGUGAUGAGUUUCAGGACCUCAUUGAGUCCAUGAUGGAUGAUGGAACAGGGUUCAAGCUGUCUCAAGUAGAUAAUGAGAUGAGUAACUCUGUUUCUGUUUCUGUCUCUGUCUCCUCUGAUACCAUGGUUGCGGAUGAUGAAACAAACGGUGAGGAUUUCAAGGGGUUGAGGUUGGUUCACCUGUUGAUGGCCGCCGCUGAGGCUCUCACGGGGGCUACCAAGAGCCUUGAACUAGCUCGGGUGAUAUUGGUUCGGCUCAAGGAGUUGGUUUCCCCCAGCGAUGGAACCAACAUGGAAAGGUUAGCGGCUUAUUUCACCGAGGCAUUACAAGGUCUACUCGAAGGCUCCGGAGGAGGCCAUUCCAAGCAUUUGAUAGCCAAUGGAACUCAUCAUCACCGUGACAAACACCAUCAAUCGGACAUGCUUGCAGCGUUUCAGCUGCUGCAGGACAUGUCACCUUAUGUUAAAUUCGGUCACUUUACGGCCAAUCAGGCAAUCUUGGAAGCAGUGACUCAUGACAGGAGGAUUCACAUAGUGGACUACGACAUCAUGGAAGGGAUUCAAUGGGCGUCUUUGAUGCAAGCUUUGGUGUCAAGGAAAGAAGGACCACCAACCCCACAUCUUAGGAUCACGGCUUUAUCGAGAGGCAACAACAGCUGGCGAUCCAUCGGGAGCAUUCAAGAGACUGGUCGAUGGUUAGUUGCUUUUGCAGCCUCUAUUGGGCAGCCCUUUUCUUUCCAUCAGUGUAAACUGGACUCUGAUGAAACAUUUAGACCGUCAGCCGUGAAGUUAGUUCGAGGCGAGGCCUUGGUGAUCAAUUGUAUGCUGCACUCGCCUCACUAUAGCCAUCGAGCACCGGGUUCGGUCGCUUCAUUUUUAUCCGGCGCCAAGACCCUGAACCCAAGAUUGGUGACCCUGGUGGAAGAAGAAGUUGGACCCAUUGGAGAUGGGGAGUUCAUGGGACGGUUCAUAGACUCAUUGCAUCAUUACUCAGCCAUGUUCGACUCGUUAGAAGCCGGGUUCCCUAUGCAGGGCAGGGCACGGGCCUUGGUCGAAAGAGUAAUUCUGGGGCCUAGAAUAACCGGAUCCUUGAACCAAAUUUACCGGACCCGAAAAGAAUACGAGAGUGGUCCCUGGUGGGAAUGGUUAAAUUCAGUAGGAUACAAAGCAGUUAACAUGAGCUUCGGCAAUCAUUGUCAAGCAAAGCUUCUGCUGGGAUUAUUCAAUGAUGGAUAUAGAGUGGAGGAGUUGGCCAAUAAUAGGCUCGUAUUAGGCUGGAAUUCCAGGCGUUUGCUCUCAGCUUCGAUAUGGACUUCUCCUCAAGACUCUGGUUUGUAAUAAAAGUUGAAAACAAAUUAUACGCACAUGCUAUCUUUUCCUUUGUCUUUCAACUGCACAUCAUUUUUCAUAUCCCUUAGCAUUCUCCAGACAUGUUAAUAUUUGAACAUUUUCGACAAAACCUACACCAAACUGUUCGAAUUAAGAUGUAAUAGUCCUAAGUUGAGACAAAUCACAAAGCUGUUGAUUCAGUUGUGAGCUAAUGCGGAUGUCUGUAAGAA
Hibiscus syriacus is the source of this 1775-nucleotide messenger RNA. Its product is annotated as protein NODULATION SIGNALING PATHWAY 2-like. NCBI's taxonomy places the organism in Eukaryota, Viridiplantae, Streptophyta, Magnoliopsida, Malvales, Malvaceae. Gene Ontology annotation, biological process: regulation of DNA-templated transcription. Gene Ontology annotation, cellular component: nucleus. The record is from RefSeq and is a predicted model, not a curated record. Gene Ontology annotation, molecular function: DNA-binding transcription factor activity; sequence-specific DNA binding. The transcript has a single exon. Bases 67 to 1554 code for a protein of 495 amino acids.